UCCUCCGCCGCCAUGGAGAGGGGUCCCCGCGGGAAGACCCAGCCGCCCCGCAGGCAGGCCGCGGAGGCGCUGGGCUCGGAGGGAAGCAGCGGCAGCGGUGGCGGCAGCAGCAAGAAAGCCAAGUUCCCCUUGCACCUCAAGAUUUUAACAGAUGAUGUGUUUGAUAAAUUUUCUAGCAUACGGAUCCCGGGCAGCAAAAAGGACAGGCCGCCUCUCCCACAUCUGAAGCAAUCACAUUGCUCAUCUAGUGAAUGCACCACCCCUGCAGAGAUGGAUGACUUCAAGCCUACGCAUUUGUCAGAUGGAGAGAUCCUUGCACUGUUUGAAAAAAUGAUGGAAGAUAUGAAUUUAAACGAGGAUCGGAAAGCUCCGCUAAGAGAAAAAGACUUCAGUAUCAAAAAGGAAAUGGUGUUGCAGUAUACUAGCGCUGCUUCGAGGCAGGGAAGCCUCAAGAAUAGAAAGCAGAUCUUGCCUCAGGAAUUCAUAUACGAAUUAAAAUCUGGAACCGUGGAUGAAAAACUUGUCAGCUGCCUAGAAUCUCUUCGUGUGUCGCUAACUAGCAACCCUGUCAGUUGGGUUGAGAACUUUGGACGCGAAGGACUCGGAUUAUUAUUGGAUCUCUUGGAAAGACUGGUUGAAAGCAAACAACAGGACAAGUUCCUAAAGAAGACACAGCAUAAGAUAAUUCAGUGCUUAAAAGCUUUUAUGAAUAACAAGUAUGGUUUGGAGAGAAUAAUGAGCGAAGAGAGAAGUUUUUCGUUACUGGCCAAAACAAUUGAUCCCAAACACAUCAACAUGAUGACUGAUGCAGUGAAACUUCUCUCUGCGAUAUGCAUUAUUGGGGAGGAAAACAUCCUGGAAAAAAUCUUGAAAGCCUUGACUACAGAAGCAGAAGCGAGAGGCAUUGACCGAUUUGGCCCGAUUCUGCAGGGUCUCGAGGAGAAUUCAGUCCACCUGCAAAUAGCUUGUAUGCAGUUCAUCAAUGCUCUGGUUACAACUCCUGACGAUUUGGACUUCCGACUCCACAUUCGGAAUGAAUUUAUGCGUUGUGGAUUAAAAGACCGACUGCCGCUGCUGAGAUGCAUAAGGAAUGAAGCGUUGGAUAUCCAGAUGAAAGUAUUCAGUGAACACAAAGAAGAAGAUAUGAUUGAAUUUUAUCACCGCUUAGAUGAUAUCAGAUCAGAAUUCGAUGAUGCAAAUGAUGUUUUUAAUUUAGUGUGGAAUACCGUUAAGGAUACAAGCGCAGAAAACUACUUUCUUUCUAUACUGCAACACCUCUUGCUGAUACGAAAAGAUAAUUUUAUACGACCUUUGUAUUUCAAGUUAAUCGAAGAGUGCAUUUCACAGAUCGUCUUACAUCGAAGUGGUCUGGACCCAGAUUUUAGUUAUCGAAAAAGGCUGGAUAUAAAUUUCAGUCACAUACUGGAUAUCUGUAUUGAAGAGAAGAAAGUGGAAGAACUUGAAGGAAAAGCUUCAGAAUACUUGAAAAAGUUUGAAAAAGAGUUUGUGGCGCACCAAGAGACAAAGGCACGGCUUCAGAAGGCGGAAGAAAAUAUCAGCCUCCUUGAAGGCACCAGAAAACCUUGUAAAAACGAGGAUGGCUCAACCGAUGCUUCACCCCUGACAUCUCUUGAAGGCCCCACAGGUGGGGUCCCAUCCCCCGGAGCUCCCGCUGGAACGAUUCCACCUCCACCUCCUCCGCCCCCUCUCCCGCCUGCCUUUGCUAGUGGAUCAAAAACCAAUCUUCCUGCGGGUAUUCCGCCACCCCCACCUCCGCUACAUGGAUUGCCUGGGGGCCAACGCUCCCCUGCCCCUCAGUCGCUGCCUUUCGGAUUGAAACCAAAAAAAGAAUUUAAGCCUGAGGUGACCAUGAAGAGAGUCAACUGGUCCAAGAUUAGACCCCAGGAAAUGACUGAAAACUGUUUCUGGGUAAUGGCCAACGAUGGGAAGUAUGAAAGCACCGAUUUGCUGUGCAAGCUGGAACUUACCUUUUGUUGUCAGAAAAAUGUGAAAAGAGACGAAGGCUUUGAAGAGAGGAAACCUGUUAAAAAACGAAUCAAAGAACUGAAAAUCCUGGAUCCAAAGAUCGCACAAAACCUUUCUAUUUUCUUAGGGUCUUUUCGAGUACCUUAUGAAGAAAUAAAAAUAAUGAUUCUGGAAAUAGAUGAAGCCCAGCUGUCAGAAUCCAUGAUCCAGAAUUUAAUCAAGCAUCUUCCCGACCAAAAACAACUCAAUGGAUUAGCCAAGUUGAAGAAUGAAUAUAAGAAUUUGUCUGAGCCGGAGCAGUUUGCGAUUGUGAUGAGCAGCGUAACCAGACUGAGACCCCGGUUGGCUGGCAUUCUUUUUAAGCUUCAGUUUGAGGAGCAAGUGAAUAACCUCAAGCCCGACAUCAUGGCGGUCAGCACCGCCUGCGAAGAGAUCAAGAAGAGCCGAAACUUCAGUCAGCUUCUGGAACUUGUCCUGUUAAUGGGGAACUACAUGAACGCUGGAUCGCGAAACGCGCAGACAUUUGGAUACAACCUCUGCUCCUUAUGUAAAUUAAAGGAUACCAAAUCAGCUGAUCAGACGACAACGCUGCUUCACUUCCUGGCUGAGGUCUGUGAAGAGAAAUAUCCAAAUGUUUUGAGUUUCCUUGAGGACUUGCAGCACUUAGACAAAGCGAGCAGAGUUUCAGCGGAGAGCUUGGAAAAGAGCCUGAAGCAGAUGGAAGGGCAGAUCAAGCAACUUGGGAAGGAUUUGGAGACCUUUCCCCAACCCGAAGACCCUCAUGACAAAUUUGUGACAAAAAUGUCCAGCUUUCUCGUCCAAGCAAAAGAGCAGUUCAAGGAACUUUCUACCAUACACAAAAGCAUGGAAAAUCUGUACCGGGAUGUCAUGGAAUAUUAUGCCAUCGAUUUAAAGAAAAUCUCGGUAGAAGAAUUCCUCACUGACUUGAGCAACUUCAAAACGAUGUUCACGGAAGCAGCAAAGGAUAAUAUGAGAAGGAAAGAAAUGGAAGAAAAACAGAGGCGUGCCAGAAUAGCUCAAGAGAAAGCAGAAAAGGAAAAAUUAGAAAGACAACAGAAGAAAAACCACCUGCUUGACAUUAAAACAGAGAAAGACGAGACAGGAGUGAUGGAUAGUCUGCUGGAGGCACUUCAAUCGGGGGCAGCUUUCCGUGAUCGAAGGAAGCGAGCACAAGAUGAACCCCAGAAUUUCAGGCUCUACUUCUACAGCACCUGUUUUGAAACCUUGUAA
Molecule: messenger RNA, 3237 nt
Organism: Thamnophis elegans (Western terrestrial garter snake)
Lineage: Eukaryota; Metazoa; Chordata; Lepidosauria; Squamata; Natricidae
Gene: DIAPH3
Product: diaphanous related formin 3
Exons: 27
Coding region: 13-3237 (1074 amino acids)
Biological process (GO): actin cytoskeleton organization; actin filament polymerization
Cellular component (GO): cytoplasm; actin filament
Molecular function (GO): small GTPase binding; microtubule binding; actin binding
Source: RefSeq, a predicted model, not a curated record